AUGUUGAACGUAACAGACAGCAAGAACGUCUACUUGCGUUAUCCUGGUGGCCUGCUCUUCAAGCGGUUCAUUCCCGACGUCUUUAAGCUAAAGCUCUACGCCUCGCCGAUAUGGUUCAUCGUGGGAAUCAUCGGUAACCUCAUCUCCUUUCUCAUUUGGGUCUCUCGGAGGCAGCGCGGCAAGAACAGUUCCGCGGUGUACCUCGCGACCCUAGCCCUGACCGACUUCUUGCUGACAAUAUGCCUCUUUACAGAGUACCUUCGCAUUUACUUCUUCCUCAGUUCGCCCCUCUCCGUCAAUGGAAUAUGCCAGCUCUUCCAGGGUGUCUUCCUCUUCCUCCAGUACUACUCAAUCGUCCUCACCUUUGGAUUCACCCUCGAGCGCUGGAUUGCCAUUUGUUAUCCCUUCAAACGCCAAAAGCUCUGCUCCACGACUAGAGCCCUUGUCGGCGUCUCCGUGCUGGCUAUCAUUGUCUCCGGUUUCUCGAUGUUCUUUGCAGCCACCUGGGAGGUGAAUCAGGGUGCCUGCAUCCUUGCGGACCGUUGGCAGGAGGACCGAGCGUUCGCAAUCUACCUGAGUGCCACUGAGUGCAUCUUUUCUCUUAUCGUACCAAUAGCCACACUUGUCUUCAACAUCCUUGUGCUUCGGGAAAUCAGCAACGUGGUGAAGUCGAAGAUGUUUGUUAGCCACGCUGACUUGCUAUCCAGACGCACCAAUCAGGCCCCGGUACCGCGCGCCGAGGCCAAUCAAACCGCUGGAGCUCCCCUGGUGAUCGGAGCUAAGCACAGCAGUGUCCACGCCAGUGCAAAGGAACAGGCCAACUUCCAGGCCGUCACUUUAAUGCUAGUAGUCCUCUCCUUCUACCUCAUUUUGUGCACCCUGCCAGUGGGAAUUGUCUUCGUCGUGCAGAUGCGGUUCACCGGCAUUCCCGAUGACCUUGACGACGAGGAGAUUCUGGCCAAUCCCGCGUGGCUACAGUACUUGCAAUUCAUGAAGGCCAAAGAGAUCAUUGACUUUGUGUGCUCAUCACACUACGCCUGCAACUUCAUCAUCUACAUUCUCACGGGCAAGAGUUUUCGUCAGCACCUGAAGGAUAUUCUGCUGUGCAGACAACAGACUCGAACAGACAUGAACUCGAUUCACCGGAAUGUGCCAUUGGUUAGAGGGAUUAGUAAGCGCUUUGGCUCCGCCGAUCCCCUAAUGCCUGUCGGAUCAAUACGAAUGCGGAAUUCCGCCGACCAAGCUCAGAUAAAUGGCACCAAGCCGGAUCAGGCCGAGUUAGGUCCAAAGGAGGUGACGUGA
Molecule: messenger RNA, 1302 nt
Organism: Mesocestoides corti
Lineage: Eukaryota; Metazoa; Platyhelminthes; Cestoda; Cyclophyllidea; Mesocestoididae
Source: the annotation of a GenBank genome assembly